Molecule: messenger RNA, 1367 nt
Organism: Teleopsis dalmanni
Lineage: Eukaryota; Metazoa; Arthropoda; Insecta; Diptera; Diopsidae
Exons: 2
Coding region: 253-1107 (284 amino acids)
Source: RefSeq, a predicted model, not a curated record
CUAUCAGUAACUCAACGGCAAAAAAACUUAGAAAACUCUGUUGGAACCAAAGCUUUGAAUAAUCAAUUGAAAGGGUCAUCAGAUGCAAUACAGAAUAAUGCUUUUUCAAAACGUUCUCAAUUUCAAUCAAGCCGAAAUCAAUCAGUAAAUCGUCCUACUUCUCCUUUAACAACAAAUGCGGAAUUAGAAAACACUUUAACUCCAUCACCAUAUCUUUCAAUACAACGUCAACGGCCACCACUACAACGUGCUAUGUCUGCGCCGGUUCGCACUCUUGACGAAAACUCUAAGAAUAAUCUAUUCGCGGCGAAUAAGAAGAAAUCACGACGUCGAAAAUUAGUCUGCAGAAAUAUUAGUUGCGAUAAAUCAGACAAUACUAAAGAUUUUAUAUUAGAUACUGAAAAUAAUAGUAGCGGAAAGAAACUUUUAACCCGUUCAAGAUCUGUAGCAGCACCAGAUUUAGUUACUUUAGUAUCCUUAGUGAGCUCUGAGGGUAGCGAAUCGGAAAAUGAUGAUGAUUUGUUACAGACUGCUAGUGGAAAAUCAAAUGAAAACACACUUAGACGUGCUCCGCUAUUAAGAAAAACUGGCAAAUCAGUAUCAUUUCAAGAACAUUUUACAGAUAAUAUACAAUUAUCAACGAAGGAAUAUUCAAUGAUACGGAGAGGAUCUAUUGCACCAUUAGCAGCUCGAUUACGUGCAAACCGACCUCCAACAGCGCCACCUGUUCCCGUAUUUAUAAAUGAACUUAAUUAUGCCGAUAAUAUGACCACAUUCAAUAAAGGAAAAACUGUCAAUGAUACUGGAAGACGUAAGUUAGAACGUGCAAAAGAGCAAAGUGGAAAGGAAAACAACGGAAAUACAGGAGAAAAUAAUCAAGUUGUUGAAUAUGAUUUUCCACCAUAUGUAAAGAGUUUUAAGGAACGUGAGUGCUGGAAGUUGUACCAAAAAAUGAUAGGCAACGGGGUUAGUGUGAGUUAUGAUACGAUUUCAAGGGGUAUGUUGACUCCAACAGAAUUUAGACAACUACAAAAACAACGAGAAUGUGAAGAAGCUAAGGCUCGAGAGGCUGAAAUACUAAAUGCACAAGAAAACGUAAAGAAAUAAAAUACUAAGGAAAUAGACUUGAAUUUCGUUGGCCCCUAUUACCAAAAAUGCAAUGGAUUAAAAAACCUACAAAUAUUUAAAUUUUAAUACAAUUAAUAUUAAAAUUUCUAUAAAUUAUAUAAAUUUUAAAACACUAUAGUUCGGGGCUCCGAAUACUUAUGUUAACUGCACAACAAAUUUAGUGAUAUUAAAAUCAUUUUUAUGAAAUGUUUAUAGACAUGAAAAAGAGCUUUAGUCUAAACUAAGAAGUAGUAAUAUAA